This is a messenger RNA of Insectozyma verbasci, 804 nucleotides long. The record is from the annotation of a GenBank genome assembly. Lineage: Eukaryota; Fungi; Ascomycota; Pichiomycetes; Serinales; Debaryomycetaceae.
AUGUUUAAAUCAAUACUAAAACAUAAUAAAUCAUUUUCAACUAUAUCUAUACGUCGAGCAGCAUCGCCUACUGCACCAGAUGCAUCAGUAAAAGAAAGAAAAAGGAAAAUAAAAUCCGAUUUAAAAUUCAAGGAAUUGGAUAAUUUACCAAAACAUCCAUUAUAUAUGCCAAUAUCACAAGCAUUAAAUUAUUUAAGAUCAUUUGAAAUUGGUAGACCAUCAAAAUCAACAAAUAUAAUCUGUACAUUAUUUAUUAAAGGUGAACAAGGUGCAAUUCCAAUUUCAGGUACUAUAAAUAUACCAUUCCCACCAUAUCGAAAAAUUAAACCAAUUAUAUUUACAUCAAAUAAUGAAGUUAAAGAAGUAUUAAGUAAAACUAAUUUAGAUAUAAUGAUUGGUGGUAAUGAAUUAGUUGAUAAAUUUUUAUCACAAGAAUUAACACCAGAUUUAUUUACCCAUGCAUUUGCUACACCAGAAUUGGAAAGACAUUUAAAAACAAAUUUAGGUAGAAUUUUAGGUCCUUCUGGUUUACAACCAACUGCUAAAAAGGGAACAGUAACUGAUGAUCCAAAUAAAAUUUUACAAGUAUUAAAUUCUUUUCAAAUUAGACAAAAAGAUUCAAAAAUUGAUUUCCCAAUUGGAAAUUGUGAUUUUAAUGAUUACCAAAUUAUAUCAAAUUUAAAAUCAAUAAGUGAAUAUAUUAAUAAAAUAAUAGAUGAUCCAAAUGUAGUGAAGAAGAAUAAAUUGGGUUAUUGUUAUAUAAGUACUGGUAGAACACCACCUUUAGUUAUAGAUUUUAAAUAG